ACAUGCCUUCAUUUGAAUCAAAGAUCAGCAUCCGUGGGCCGUGGCUGGCCACCAUUGAAGUACUAGGUUUGAAAGCUCCUGAAACUCUGCUCUGUAUCUGCUUGUAAUUGAACAAACCAUCAGACACUUCACCACAGAUGGAGGAAGUCAAAACUCUUGCCGACAGCUGGGUGUGUUUUUCUCCAUGAGACGAAGACAGACCAUGAGAACCUCCUCUGCGUGCAUCAUUGUUCACCUUCAGCUGCCUGUUCAUCUUCUCUGAGAUUGUAUAAGUUCAGAAGAUGGAUAAAGAAAAAUUCAUCUUGUUGUUGCUUCUGACUAUCAUAACAGCAGCAGGUUCUGCAGCAGUGCCAUCAUUUACAUUCACUCGCUCACAGCUGACAGCCACAGAGGGAUCCUGCGUUCCAAUCCAGGGGAGUUUCACAGGACAUCUCAGUGAAAAUGCCUACUGGGCUUGGUUGAAGGAUCCAGUGUGGGUCGGUGCAGGUGAGGACUUCUCAGGAACUGUUGUUUACAGUACAGACCCCACAAAACGCCCCAUCAGUCCACAGUAUAGCAACAGAGUGACUUACCAAAGAGCAGAGAAACAGCUCACCAUUUCGAUCUGCAACCUGAACAAAAAUGAUGGUGGAAGCUAUUCUUUUGGAUAUUUCCCAUCAAGAGGGGAGAAAUGGAGCUCAGAGCCUGUUCUUCUGUCAGUCCAAGCGAACCCAUGCCUCAUCAGGUUUGAGGAACCGGCUCCUGUUACAGAGUCCAGCUCAGUGACUCUCCACUGCUCCACCUCGUCCUCGUGCCCCUCCCGUCCUCAAAUUCAACCUCUCGACCAACGAGGAAUCUCAGUGCAACCUCAGGGUGAUGGACACAGCACGACAGCAACUAGCAACUUCACAGCCAGCUGGCAGGACAAUGGGAGGCAGUUCUCCUGUCAGACUCAAGGCAACACCGACCCAAACUUGAUCCGCAGUGUCACUCUAACUGUCAAAUUCUCCCCAGAAGUUGAGAUCACAGCAUCUGCCACAUCAAUCCAGCGAGGACAGAGGAUGGAUUUAAGAUGUACAGUGAAGAGAAGCAACCCAGACGCCACAAGCUUUCAUUGGCAGAAGGAUCAGCGAGAUGUAUCUAUGAGUCAGACUUACACAGUAAUAUCCAUCCAGCCUGAGCAGGCAGGUUUUUAUACCUGCACUGCCUGGAACUCCAUUGGUGCUGGAACAUCAGACCCGCUUCAGAUUCAGGUUGAAUGGUUUGCUGGGAUCUUGAGUGGCUCUAGAUGUGAGCGGGACUCAGCAGCUCUCACUUGUGUCUGUGGCAGUCAGGGCCACCCCUUACCCUCCAUCUCCUGGCCGCUGCUGACCGACCACAGUGACUCUCACAUCCAGACCAACGUAUCAGGAGAUGAAAUCUGGAGCAGCUUCAGUGUGAAAGAUGGCCACAGUGUGAAGACUGUUGUGUGUGUUGUCACUCAUGAGAACGGAGAAACAAAACAGGAACUUCUUGUUCUGAAUCAUGAGAGUUCCUUGACAAAGUUUUUGAAAUUGGAAUUCCUGAUAGCAUUUUUGACCAGGAUUGUUUUGUCUGCAGUCAUUUUCUUCCUGUUUCACCAAUACUUCAGUAAAAAAGAGUUUGGAAGACCAGAAGAAACGGCUGAGAUGGCGAACAUGGCAGAUGAUCCACAGACAGAUGACGGUUAUCAGCCGGUGGACAUCGAACUGGAAGAAUGAAGCCCAGCACGUGAACAUGGAGAGGGAGAGAAGCAGAUGAGAACCUGGACAACAGAGGGCGCUGGACUCAAAUAUUUAACCCUCAGACAGAGUGAAGUCAGAUGCCAUCUGUUGCUGUGUGUCAAUGCAGAAGUGCUGUGCUUAUCUAAACAGCUACAAGACUAGAGUCAUGUUUGCAAAGUGCAUCAGGCUGAUGGUCAUAAUGUUAAAGUUGGAUGUGUUUAAGUGGUGAAUCAGUGGCUUGUUUGGUUUUUGCCUAAAGUAUGAAUCUGUAGAAAAUGUCUCGCCUAUACAGCCUGUUCCUGAUACUGGCAA
This is a messenger RNA of Synchiropus splendidus (mandarinfish), 2033 nucleotides long. Its product is annotated as sialic acid-binding Ig-like lectin 12. The transcript is spliced from 10 exons. The record is from RefSeq and is a predicted model, not a curated record. Bases 282 to 1718 code for a protein of 478 amino acids. NCBI's taxonomy places the organism in Eukaryota, Metazoa, Chordata, Actinopteri, Syngnathiformes, Callionymidae.